AUAUAUACGUUUUUUGAUAUUAAUCCAAAAAUUGAAGCAACAAUAAAUAAAAUAUAUAAUGAAUAUUUGGAGCUUGAUACAGAUGGAAAACCAAAAUUAGGUAUUCAUCUCAACAAAUUUUUAGAAUUAACAAAAUUAUCACAACAAUAUAUAAAUAUAAUUGAUGAAAUUAAAAGUCGAUUUCCAAUGAUUAGAUUAUUGAAUGCUAUGCAAAUUUUAAAUUCAAAUGAAUGGCCAAAAGAUAAAAACAAAUUAACAAAUUAUGGAACAUUAGAAUUAGAACAAUUAAUUGAGUUCUAUAAAAAACCAUAUUUACCAAAUUAUCCAAAUAGAAUAAUUGAAGCAGAUAGUUUAAGACAAGAAUGGAAUUUGUUUAAAGAA
Messenger RNA from Cetraspora pellucida, 381 nucleotides. Lineage: Eukaryota; Fungi; Glomeromycota; Glomeromycetes; Diversisporales; Gigasporaceae. The record is from the annotation of a GenBank genome assembly.